AGUGUAUAUUCCUUUGACCACAAAAACAAAAACAAAUUCAAAAAACAAAGAAGACAAAGAAGAGCUGAGGAGAGUGAGGGACAGCGGAGGGAAUUACAUCACAAAAAAAAUUCAAAUUAAAGGUUAUUCCCGUUUCCCAAGAAUAGAUUCAAAUGGUUUGUCUUUAUUGUGCACAUUACUCAAACGUCACAAACACAAUGCGCGCAUUUCAUGCCAAGAAUUCAAACCUAUAAACAUUUUAAAACUGGAUCAUACAGUACACAUUCUUAAAUGCUGUAAUAAUUGUUUAAACCCUAAAAAAAACCAAAAAAUUAGAAACCCCAGAAAAAAAUUUAAACCCCUGUUUCAUGCAUUACAGCUGCUCUUUCCUCAUUUUCAUUCACUAUUCAUUUCUUGAUUUCUUUCCAAAUUUUGAAUAUUUUUACUUUCUCUGUCUUCUUUAAAGAGAAAGAGUAGAUCUUUCAUAUAUUUUCCCAUUUAAUUUUUUUUCCUGUUUCAAAUUAAAGAAUUUCAUCAUUUGAAUUUUGAGUUCAAUAUCUUCAACAGUAAUUCGACUUUAGUCUCUUUCUUUAGUCUUCUGCAUUGGCCCAGGUUAUCAAUGGGUAGGAAUUUGAGUCCUGCAUUGCGGCAAGAGUUGGCCAAAUUAAAGGAUGCAGACUGUAGGAGGUCUGCAAUGAAAGCACUGAAAUUGUAUGUAAAAGACAUGGACUCGAAAGCGAUUCCGCAAUUUCUUGCUCAAGUUUCGGAGACAAAGGAUGCCGGUUCGUCGCCGGGGGAGUAUACCAUUUCCAUCUAUGAAGUCCUUGCUAGGGUACAUGGGCCUAACAUUGUGCCACAACUUGAUAAUAUCAUGUCUUCUAUUAUUAAGACUUUGACUACUAGUGGAGGGUCAUUUCCUCUUCAGCAGGCAUGUUCUAAGGUGGUUCCUGCAAUAGCUAGGUAUGGGAUUGAGUCUGCUACGCCGGAAGAUAAGAAACAACAGUUGAUCCAUUCGCUUUGUAAGCCGCUUACAGAUGCUCUUUUGGGCUCUCAAGAGAGCCUGUCUUGUGGUGCUGCCCUUUGUUUGAAAGCCCUUGUGGAUUGUGAUAAUUGGAGGUUUGCUUCUGAUGAAAUGGUGAAUGAGGUUUGCUUAAAGCUAGCUAGUGCUUUGGAGGAUAAAUCGACACAAACGAACUCUCAUAUGGGGUUGGUUAUGUCGUUGGCCAAGCGUAAUUGUCUUACAGUUGAGGCUUAUGCACGGCUGUUGAUAAGGGCGGGGUUGAAUAUCUUGAAUUGUGGCCUGACUGAGAAGAAUUCGCAGAAACGCUUGACAGCUAUUCAGAUGGUGCAUUCCUUGAUGAAAUGCUUGGAUAUCAGGAGUAUAUUUUCGGAGCUAGACUCGAUUAUUGUGGAGAUGGAGAACUGUCAAUCUGAUCAGAUGCCAUACGUUAAGGGAGCUGCAUUUGAAGCAUUGCAGACUGCUAAAAAACUAUUAGUAGAUCAAGGAUCUAAGAUCAGUUGUGACGAGGUUUCAAUGACUGGUUCCAACUUCAGUAGGAGUAGUAAUAGCCGGAGACAGUUAUCAAGUCCUGGCAGUCAGUCACCGUCAUCUGUGUCACCCGAAUCACAGACCUUUGAUUCGUUUGGUGAGUCUUUCAUGGACUCGCCAAUGUCAGUGAGUCAAGCUUCGUGCAAUGGGAAUCAUAUAAGGAGAAAUUUAAAUAGGAAGCAAUGGAGUCAAGAAAAUGGAUAUGUGAAUGUGUCCCUAAAGGAUGGACUUUUCUCAGAACUUGCUCAAGAAAGCGUCAGAUCUCAUGUGUCCUCUGAACAGGAUGAAGGUUCUGAUAGUAGGAGAAGUUAUACUAAUGGAUUCCCAGGAUUUAUUCCUGGAACUCCAGUAAAUGGAUCACUAAGAAGCCGGCCUCAAAGUCCAUCAAAUGGAGCAUUCAGAAGGCGAGCUCAAAGUCCAGCAAAUGGAACUCUGAGAAGCCGACAACAAAGUCCGUCUAAUGGAGCAUUCAGAAGGCAAGCUCAAAGUCCAGCAAAUGGAGCUCUGAGAAGCCGACCACAAAGUCCAUCAAAUGGAGCACUCAGAAGGCGAGCUCAGAGUCCAGCGAAUGGAGCUCUGAGAAGCCGACCUCAAACUCCAGUACACAAAGCUUUGAGAAGCAGAUCUCAAAGCCCAUCAAUGAGAAGCCAAACUCCCAGUCCUCAGAGGACGCGCUCUCAGAUAAAUCUUGAUUAUGUUAAGAUUUUUACUACUCCGAGGAAGCUUGUUCGUUCACUUCAGGAUAAUGAUGAGAACUCAGACUACUUUGGUGAUCAAUCUAGAAGACAGAGAAGUCCUUGCUCAGCAAAUUGUGAAUGGAGCCCUGUAGUCAAGUAUAACCAAAGCAGUUGCUUAAAUAAAAAUAGGCCACAAGAUGGCACUGGCAACAUGACAGAUGGAUGUGAAGAUCAUCAAAGUCAUUCCAAUUCUAAUUCAGAAUCAGUCUCAUCAACUCAGGACGUUUUGGCAAUGGCUAAUGGCGAUGUCUCUCUCAAAUUGUUCCAUAAAGAUCAAAGUACAUCUGAGAAGAUUGUGAAAAUUCCUGGGCGGAACUUUCGGAAGAUGUCCACUUUGGUGUUGUUAAUCGUCCUGGUAUUCUCUUUAGGUUUUGCAUCAGUAUUAUUGCUAGGUGAUCAGGGUGAAUUUGUUGGAAUGGUUCCGACUUAGCUUCCAAUGUAGCAUGAUUAGAUCAUUUAGUUGUCAUUGGAAAACAGGAUUUUUUUUCCAUAAAACUAUAAGAGACCUACUUUGUAUCAAUCUGUUAAGCUGUAUUGUAUCUUGUACAAAUGAGUACUUGUUUCAUCUUCUGAAACUUCAAGUAGCUCUCUUUGGAGAAUAUCAUAGGUCUCUUCUGGCAGGAAAAUUAUGAAGUAUAAGAUUUCUCUUAAUUAUGCUUAAUUUAUAAAUUUCUUUUAUGAC
Chenopodium quinoa (quinoa) is the source of this 2947-nucleotide messenger RNA. Its product is annotated as TORTIFOLIA1-like protein 2. The record is from RefSeq and is a predicted model, not a curated record. Gene Ontology annotation, cellular component: microtubule. Bases 599 to 2695 code for a protein of 698 amino acids. Gene Ontology annotation, molecular function: microtubule binding. The transcript has 3 exons. NCBI's taxonomy places the organism in Eukaryota, Viridiplantae, Streptophyta, Magnoliopsida, Caryophyllales, Amaranthaceae.